AUGGCUGGCAACGCCAAGCUCAAGAUUGUCUUUGGUGCUAUGACAUUUGGCAAGCCCAACACCCUGGGCGCCCGCGUACACAACCUCGACGAUGCAGGUCGCGUCCUCGACAUCUUCCAGCAGCACGGGCACAGAGAAGUCGACACGGCGCGUCUCUACGGCGGCGGCUCGUCCGAAGAGAUGCUCGCCAGCCUGGAAUGGCAGCGUCGCGGCCUGGUCAUGGACACGAAGCUCUACCCCAAUGCUAGAUUGCCCGUCCAGUCUGCCGUCACCUACACUCAUCAACCCGAAGACGUGCGCCGGGGCCUGAUGGAGAGUCUCAAGGCGCUACAGACGGACAAGAUUGACAUGUUCUACCUCCACGGGCCCGACAGGCAGACCCCGCUGGAAGACACGCUGCGCGAGGUGAACAAGCUGCACGAGGAAGGAUACUUCUCCCGCUUUGGCAUCAGCAACUACAUGGCGUGGGAGGUGGCCAAGAUCUGCGAGAUCUGCGACAAGAACGGCUGGAUCAGGCCGUCCGUGUACCAGGGCGUCUACCACGCGCUGCAGCGCAGCAUCGAGCCGGAGCUGUUCCCUUGUCUGCGGCACUACGGCAUCGCGCUGUACGCCUUCCAGCCGCUGGCAGGCGGGUUCCUGACGGGGCGAUACACGCGCGACCAGACGACGUUCGAGCCGGGCUCGCGCUUCGACCCGGGCAUCUGGCAGGGCACGCUGCACCGGAACCGCUACUGGAACGACUCGUACUUUGACGCGUUGGAGAGCAUCCACGCUGUGGCGGAGAAGCACGGCCUGACGGAUGCGGAGGUCGCGCUGCGGUGGCUAAAGCAUCACUCGCAGCUGCGGGCGGAGCUGGACGACGCCAUCAUCGUGGGGGCUAGUAGUACAAAGCAUCUCGAGCAGAAUCUGGCUGAUCUGGAGAAGGGUCCGUUGCCGGAGGAGGUGGUCCAGGCGGUGGAGGCAGCGUGGUUGAGAGUGAAGGCCGUUGCUCCAAAGUACUGGCAUUAG
Molecule: messenger RNA, 1008 nt
Organism: Rasamsonia emersonii CBS 393.64
Lineage: Eukaryota; Fungi; Ascomycota; Eurotiomycetes; Eurotiales; Trichocomaceae
Exons: 2
Coding region: 1-1008 (335 amino acids)
Molecular function (GO): oxidoreductase activity
Source: RefSeq, a predicted model, not a curated record